This is a messenger RNA of Sinocyclocheilus anshuiensis, 1189 nucleotides long. RefSeq names its product SEBOX homeobox (gene sebox). The transcript is spliced from 3 exons. The coding region runs from base 263 to 1189 and encodes 308 amino acids. Gene Ontology annotation, molecular function: DNA binding. Lineage: Eukaryota; Metazoa; Chordata; Actinopteri; Cypriniformes; Cyprinidae. The record is from RefSeq and is a predicted model, not a curated record.
GAAUCUCUGCUUUCCUGUCGGCACGCAGCUCCAGGAGAUGGCUGUGCGAAGCUGCCAGACAUGCUAGUAGAGGUGGGGGGGGAUCAAAGUUAAAGGCUUUUCUAUUCCUCUCUGAUUUAGGCUGUCGCUGUGCCAACGACGACACCUUGAAGGGCGAUAGGAGCGAGCGGGUGUGAAAAGGGGCGAGUAUAAAGUCGGUGGCUUUAAAAGCGCUCGCAGCAUUUAUCAUUGCUCUGAACCUCUACUGCGCUAAUUCACGACUAUGGCAUUCUUUUUUGACCAAUCGUUGGAUUUGGUUAAAAAAAUAAGCGUGGAGACAGAAAGAGAUUUUAUUUUCAACACAAGCAUGGUCCAGUUGACAGAUGUAACCAGCAAGCAUUCGUUGUCUCCUGAGCUCGAAAGGACUCACCAUGCUGAGGGGCAAAGGAAAAGAAAGAGGACGAUUUUCAGCCGCGCGCAGUUGUCGGAACUGGAGCACGCUUUCAUGAUCACGCCGUAUCCAGACAUCACUCUGCGCGAGCGACUGGCUGCACUCACGCUGCUUCCAGAAAGCAAAAUCCAGGUGUGGUUCCAAAACAGACGAGCUCGCAGUAUGAAAAGCAAGAAGUCGAGCACAGCAGUUAGGAGGAGUCCAGGCAGGGAUGCGAGCUCUCACUCUAUAACCAAUCUUGAUUCAAACCCGGAACAAAUGUAUGGUGUUCCAGAACAAAGAGACAGACCAGAGGCCUGCAGAGGCCACCAGCAAAGCCUUAGACCAGCUCUCAGUUCCUGGUCUCAGAAUCUUCCGCAUCCAACGCCACCCACACCAGCCAUUUCUCCAGAGCUGCCCGGAGGUCUCCAGUGGGGGAUCAGACAGGCUGAAACCCCUGGAGCUUCAUCUUUCUCCAGCUGCCCAUCCGACAGGUUGGCUCACUAUCCAUUCCAAAGCCAGUCAAGCGGUCACUGGCAGAUCAACUGCUUUUCAGCUCACCCUGAAGGCUUCUCCGGGCAUCAGCUGAAAUCUGAUUGUGCUGCCAAUCAGGCCAUAUAUUCUUCCAUGUCUGUGGACCAAGCGAUGCCUGCACAUCAAACCAGUUUGGAGGAAGCGCUGCAAAGACAGGCUCUGACACACUACCCUCAGACCUCACUGGGAGACAUCUCCGACCUCAUAUAUAAAGCAGCUGUAGUCACCAAUCUGGAAGACUGCUAG